AGCAUCCAUCCACUCGUCUCACCUGUUAUCAGGUGGAUGGGCUUGCAGCACAUAUAGGUUAUUUAUGACGCCACACAUUUAUUUAAGGAACCUACCGGUGCACAUUGCUAAAGGAAAGGCCUGAGUUAGUUUUGCAUGAAUGACACAUGUCAAACGGAGCCGGUGGUGACAUGCUUACAGAAAUCUGGGUCUUCACAAAGCUUCAUCCCGGACUCACAUAGGACUCCGUGCAGAAGAUAAAGAUCUCGUGUCAUUUCCAGCUACUAGGCCUCUAUCUCUACCACCCAGUCAGCGGAACAGUGGAUCUGAUGGACCAGGUGUCCCGGUCAGGGGUGGGCACUGAUGUCACAGACGAGACAGCCUCCAUGGGGGAAUACAGGUGGAGCUCUGAGGAUCAUGAGCCUGUUAAUCAGAGAUCCGACCCUCAGGGCCAGUGUCUGGCCRCCCCCCAAGCCCUGCCUGCCCCCACCUACAAACAGAGGGUUGAGGAGUUCAGGAAGCUGUUCAGAGAACUGCCUGAGUCAGAGAGACUCAUCGUAGACUACACCUGUGCCCUCCAGAGAGACAUUCUACUGCAGGGACGCCUCUACCUGUCGGAGAACUGGCUCUGUUUCUAUAGCAAUGUGUUUUGGGGGACAAAGAUAGUCUUGACUCUGAGGGACAUCAAGGCCAUGUACAGAGAGAAGACCGCACGGCUGAUUCCCAACGCCAUUCAGAUCUGCACAGACUCGGAGAAGUUGUUCUUCACUUCCUUCUCAGCCAGAGAGAAGAGUUACCAGGGAGUGUUCCGGAUGUGGCAGAACACGCUGAUGGACAAGCCAUUGACUAGUCUGGAGCUGUGGCUGGUGGUCAAGCAGCACUAUGGUAAUGACCUGGGCCUGAGCMAUGAAGAAAUGGAGAGUCUACAGGGAUCAGCAGAAUCAACCACGCAGACACACACCAGCCUGACCAUGAGGCCCGGUGGAGAGGACUCUGGGAGGCUGGAGAGGCCGUCUACUCUGCGCCUCCAGCCAGGGGAUCAGGGCUCCUUUGACCCCAACACGCCCCAGGGAGAGGACUUACCCUCACCCCUCGGACGGAGCACCGCCAAUUUGAGGGAUGCGGAUGAUGCUCACAGCACCUCGUCUCAGUGCACUCCUGACCCAUCCCUGGACCGCUCUGCCCCGGAGAGGGUCUCCAAGCGCUCAGAGCUCUCUCUGGACCUUAACACUAACCUGGACCACUUCUCUGAACAGAGYGGCUCGGAGAGCGCAGAGGAGGAGGAGAGGGUGUGUGUCUCCGAGCAGCAGGGCAGGCUCUAUGUGAACAAGGUCUUCAACAUCAGCGCAGAGAAGAUGUUUGAGCUGCUCUUUACCGACUCCCACUUCAUACAAAGAUUCAUGAACGCCAGGAAGAUCACCAAUGCCAGCUUUGCCCCGUGGCAGAGUGAAGCGUCAGGCGCCAUGAAGAGGAGUCUCAACUACACCAUCGCCAUCACCAACCCUCUGGUGGGCAAGUUCUCCACUGCCACAGAGAACCAGAUCCUGUACAAGGAAUCCAGGGAGGGUCAGUACUACCUCGUCGACGCGGAAGUCUACACACACGACGUACCGUACCACGACUACUUCUACACUCAGAACCUCUACUGUAUCAUCCGCCACUCCAAACACAAGUGUCGACUCUGAUGGAAGAGGAGGCGGUGCUGAACCAGGGAGGCGGAGACCCCGGUAAGACAAUUGGCGGGCUGCGUCACCGGCGGAGGAGGACAUUCAGUCGGACACUACAGGARCACCUGAACCCCAGCAACCAGUACAGGCCCGACCUAGAUCCUCACAGAGAGGGCAACACGGAUCCCAUGGAUAUGAAGGGUCCACAGUGGAACGUCUCUACCAUCGUAGCUGGGAUGAGCAUCAUUAUGCUGAUCCUAACAGUACUGAACCUGGGUCUGUUCUUUAAGCUGUGGGCCAUGGAGGACGUGGUCACACGCAUGUACCUGAGCACCAAGAACCGCCUCCGGGAGAGGACCGAGAGCAGUUUUGCCCCAGACUUCAGCCCCGGACCGGCCCCUCCACACAGGACCAGAGAGGAGACUCUGCUGCUGAAAGCUGUUCUACAGGACUCCAUCAACCUACUGGAGCAGCUCCGCUGCUCUCUAUUGGUGCUUCAGCAGAACUUUGUAACCAAUAGGACAGCAACGCCUCAGUGACGCUGUCACACCUUGUGAUCUCACUACGCCCUAUGAACCCUGGGGUCGUAAAGGCUACAGGGAUGCGCCUCAGAGGACUCACUCUCCCAAGCAGGGGUGUUGCUAUAGGGACUACCCACACACUGACUGACUGAUACUUGUUACUAAGAGCAACAACGGUACAAGUCCCAGGGCCAUUGAUAGUGUGUUACUAGGUGGAUGAAUGUUUUUAAAGUUCAACUGUUGGUCCUGCGCUGUGGAGGAAGAGAAUGGUUCCCAACCAUCAUCAACACUGUUGGACUUAGGUUUAUGUGAGGUUCUAUUGUCUGUUGGGUUAGGGAGUACUUUAUUCUUCCUUAAUGUUCUGGAGUUACGGUGAUUAAGUUGAAGUUCUUCUGGACUACUGCAGUUCCAGCAUGCCUCACUGUGAACCCCUUCCAUUGCCAAGCUAAUCACAGCAGAUGAGCCAAUGAUGUUGUAGAAAUUAAUCCCAAUGUAAGAUUUUWACUUUUUGCACAGGUGCCUUGUGUACUUUUUAUGUUUUUUAGAUUUAUUUAGAAUACAUUUUUUWAAAUKAGAAAAUACUUUGAAUGUAAUUUAUUAAUAAUAUUUGGAUGGCUGUGGGUUUCUGCUCGUGUAAAUGUGAAUAAUUAUGCUGUUUUGGAUUGACAGAUGACACAUUUUAAAAAGAAACAUAACUCUUUGGGUGGUUUUGCAGCUGGUUUGUAAAUAUACAGCAGAGCUCAAUAUCAGUGUUGUAUUUAGAAGGGUGCAAUGUUCUGAACACUGCAGAUAGAAAUGCCUUCUAUAAAGCUGUCAUGAAUCCUUAUUCUACAUGAUGGAGAAGCAUGUUUGUUCUACAUAAUAUAGUUCUAUCUGAACCUUCUGUAAUGUUGCACCCCACUGAACACACGCCCAGGUGAACUUUCUCAGGACUAAUUGGUUAGAGCUAAAAUAUAUAAAUAAUAAUACUGAUUGCAUUUAGUUAAUUACGUUAAAAUCCCGAUGACAGUUCCAUAUACAGUAAGCUAAAUUAAGAGGGUUAGUGAAUGUUCUGUAAUUCAUAUUCAUUCCACAUGAUGGUAAAACAAACCCAUUCAGGAAGCCACGUCACGCAAACACUGCACUGCUUAUGUGUACACCCACUAUAAGAGUGUGAGCAGCACAAUUUUGGUCAGUGGAUUCUGAGUUGAAUCCACACUAGUGCCUUGUUUUUAUUGUUAAUCACUAUUUACAUUUUCUCAAGUAAAUACCACUUGUUGUGUGUGGUGGUAAAACGUCAUAUUGUAUGUAAAACCCAUCCUUGUUCUAUAAAUGCACAGGAAUCUUC
Messenger RNA from Salvelinus sp. IW2-2015, 3494 nucleotides. The record is from RefSeq and is a predicted model, not a curated record. Lineage: Eukaryota; Metazoa; Chordata; Actinopteri; Salmoniformes; Salmonidae.